UCUCAUCUGUACGCCUGCGCAAUAGAAAGUGGCGGGUUGCUGUAGUGCUACCAGCUUCAUUUCUUUGUUUAAAGAAUCGAGUUUGGGAAGAAUAGACAGGCGAAAACCUUAGAACAGUUAAUGUUUGCAGGGAAGCUAGCUUUUUCAUACGGUCAUUUUACUUACGCGUGGUUAAGGGGCUGAGCACGGGAAGGAGAUAUUUUGCUGCUUGGGUGCUACAGAAGUUAGUUGGUUGCUAGCUAGCUGCCGUUUAGCGCAAACGGUCGUUUUUUUCGAGCUAGCCAGAGGAACCAGCUGGUUCCACAGACUCUGCCCUGCCAAGCAUGAGCCAGCCUUCAGAACCCCCUGUUGAUGCUCCCGCAGUUACAGCAGUUCCCCUUCCAGAGGUCAAGCUGGCAGCCACAGCUGGGAAAAAGCAGAACAAGAAGAAGGUGGAGGAGGUAGUGGAGGAGGAGGAGGAAGAAUAUGUGGUGGAGAAGGUUCUGGAUCGGCGGGUGAUGAAGGGCAAGGUGGAGUACCUGCUGAAGUGGAAGGGAUUUUCAGAUGAGGACAACACCUGGGAGCCUGAGGACAACCUCGACUGCCCGGACCUGAUCGCAGAGUUCCUGCAGUCGCAGAAAGCAGCCCACGAGGCUGGCGGGAAGAGGAAGCCGGAGUCCGAGCCAGAAGGGGCAGGAGCAGGAGCCGGAGCAGGAGCAGGAGCAGCAGCGGAGGAGAGCCGGCCCAAGAAGAGGAAAGAUGAGCCUGAGAAGCUUAGAGGGUUUGCUCGAGGCCUGGAUCCCGAACGCAUCAUUGGGGCCACGGACUCCAGCGGGGAGCUGAUGUUCCUCAUGAAGUGGAAAAACUCAGACGAGGCAGACCUGGUGCCAGCCAAGGAGGCCAACGUUAAGUGUCCGCAGGUGGUCAUCUCUUUCUACGAGGAAAGGCUCACGUGGCACUCAUACCCCACAGAGGAGGAGGAGAAGAAGGAGGACAAGAAUUAGACAGGGGCUGGGGGAGGGGCAGCGG
This is a messenger RNA of Paramormyrops kingsleyae, 1008 nucleotides long. Its product is annotated as chromobox protein homolog 1-like. NCBI's taxonomy places the organism in Eukaryota, Metazoa, Chordata, Actinopteri, Osteoglossiformes, Mormyridae. Gene Ontology annotation, cellular component: nucleus. The record is from RefSeq and is a predicted model, not a curated record.